AAAAAAUGUCUUUGCAAAGAGCAGACCUGUGGGAUCAACGGAGUUUCAAAAGCUGCGACAUUCUUCUUGAGGGCGGCGAAGGGUGCCUGUUUCCAGUCCACUCUCAGGUCAUCUCCUCAUCAUGCCCUUAUUUCGAAAUGGCCCUUUGGGCUCGAAGCCAAGUAGAAGAUGAGUUGCCGCUUUUGGAAGGCAUUGAUCGGCAAACGGAGAUCCAGGGCCGCAAGGUGGUGCGAAUGCCCGGUUUCAAACCGGCCACCGUUUCCCAACUUUUGAAGUACAUCUACACAGCGAACGUUGAUCUGAAUCCGUUUAACAUGGUUGAAGUGUACCUGGGCGCUGACUUUCUCUGCUUGGACAAGUUGGAACAACUCUGCCUUGCCUUCUUCACAGAAAACCUCAAUCUGUCCUCCAGCAUUGCUGUUGUACAGACGGAAAACAAGCCGUUGCCAAGUUUUAAACUUGAGCAAAUCGGCUGGAACCAUCUGCUAGCAAAUGUGAUUAAAAUGAGCAAUGAUGAGAAUUUGAGAGCCAUGACCACCAAGACAUUGACCCAAUUGGUAGAGAGUGAUGAGCUAAAUGCUACCCGCGAGGAGUCCGUCUGGACCCUGAUCGUCCGCUGGGCCAGCUGCGACCCGGAGGAGCGCGCCAAGAACGUGCCUUUGCUGGCAUUGAAACUUCGCAUCGGAGCAUUGCCUUUCAAUUUUGUUGCUUAUGAGAUUGCGGAGCACCAAUUGAUGGCGUCAAACAACUCUGCUGCUAAUGAAAUCCGACUGCGAAAUCUGGAGACUAACGCUAUGAUUUCGGUUCGGACCAACAAUCAAGGCUCGUUGACAGGGCCAGUCCCCGCAUUCAUGAAGGCCAGGCUUCCUCACUCUUUGAUCCUGCUGAUGGGAGGCAGAAUCUCUACUGCAGAUGCUAUCAACACCACCACUGACACAGUGCUGAUUUUCGAUAUUCACACGCAGAAGUGGUUUGAGCCAAAGGUGGAGUUGAGAGUCCCGAUGGACGAAGAAAACUUCAGGCGCUUGGCCAUGCACAAAUUAGCUUUCCUUGGCAAAGACCUGUACGUACUUGGAGGGGCUGACCUCGGCAUUCCGAGCACCAAAUGCAGCAAAUUAAACCUGGAAACUUUAGAGUGGAGUGACAUUAAAAGCUUCCAUCACCAGAGGAUCAGCAUGGGUGCGACGGCCGUGGACAAUCGCCUCAUGGUGGCUGGCUCUGGCUUCUUUCAAAGCACUAACCUCGUCGAAUUCUACGACCCGGCCAGCGACACCUGGUCAGUCGGACCUAGCCUGGCGCAUCCGCGCAGCUCCGCAGGGAUGGUCACGGUCAGCCAGUGCGUCUACCUGGUUGGCGGCGUCGAGGGCUUCCGCACGCUGGACAGCGUCGAAAAGUUUGACCUCCAGAAGCAAAAGUGGAUCCCUGUGGCUUCGUUGAAUGAACCGAGACGAGCUGCCGCGUGUGUGGAGUGUCACGGUUUUAUUUUUAUAUUUGGUGGCUUGGAGGGCACUCGCUAUUUGCGAACUGUAGAGCGCUAUGACCCUGUAAACGAUGCUUGGUCUUUUGUUUCCCCAAUGCCCAGCGCCAAGAGCCAAAUGGCCUGUGCCAUAAUCGGAGAAUGCAUUUACCUCAUCGGUGGCGUCUCUUACUUGGGAAAUGUGAAAUGUGUUGACGUGUACCACGUUUUGGAGGAUAGAUGGACUAGGGGUGUGAGCCUGCCGGUGCCGAGGGCAGCCGCAGCCGCUGCCACCAUUUGUGGAUUAGACGUUUGCUCCAAGCUGGUGGGUCGUCAGGCGAGGGAUGCACCUGUCCUCAGAAUUGCCUGCGAUGAUGAGCGAGCAAGCGAUCCCGAACUAUCAGAGACAUUCGGCAUAGAGGAUUAUUCCAGCUCAGAGGAUUCCCUUUUUGACGAAGAAAACUUGGUCUUCUUUUAUUGGGACAGUUUAAGUGAAGAUGAUGACGAGGAAGAAGAAUAUUACAUUGAAAAUGAAGUAUUUGUAAAUCAUGAUCAACAUGAAGAUGAUUCCGAAUCGUCUAACAGUCAGGAAAACAACGAAAACAGCGGUGGGGACAGUGAUAACGAUAUGUCUCUCUUGCUCCUCUUUGGCUUGGAUUGA
Molecule: messenger RNA, 2117 nt
Organism: Cloeon dipterum
Lineage: Eukaryota; Metazoa; Arthropoda; Insecta; Ephemeroptera; Baetidae
Product: kelch-like protein 18
Exons: 9
Coding region: 6-2117 (703 amino acids)
Molecular function (GO): protein binding
Source: RefSeq, a predicted model, not a curated record